AUGAACCAGAAUGUGGUUUUCGAGCUGUUUGAUCUGCCCCACGAUUACCUGGAGGCGCUAGUGCUGCACCACCUUCCGGAGACCUCGCUAGGCCCCGUUCGCGCCACGUGCCGCCAGCUUAAAGUCCUCGCAGACCGCCGGCUGCCGCGAUUAACCAUACAAUUUAAUACCAUCUUACGCCACAGCUUCUGGCGCACUUCGCCUCUCCCAAACGUCACAACACUGAUAUUAGAAAUGCAAGGAAGCACAUCCGCCCCUGGCGCCACUGGCGCCCCCGAUACAGCGGCCAUCCCAACAGCUCCAUUACUGCAGCCGGCGCCCAUACCCGCGGCUCAGCCCUUUCAUCAGCCUUUCCCGCAACGAUUACAGCAUCCAGUGGCUGCAACAGCCUCCGUCGGGACAGCACCACCACCACCACCACUUCCGCAGCCACUGCCCACGCUGCUGCCGCCGGUUACCUUCGCUGGGCUCCGACGCCACCUGCCGGGCCUCCGCCACCUGACCCUCCGCAACGUACACUUCCCAGAGAGCCCCGGCACCGCAGCCGCGGCCGGUGACGCCGGCGGCAGGUCCGCCGCCACAGCCGCGGUCGCGGACUACCCCCUGGACCUAUCCGGCUUGGAGAGCCUGUCCCUCGAGGGCGUGUGGGAAGCGCGGCGAAAGGGAACAGCGCCGCGCUCUUGGCGAAUGCAGCACGCCAACCCAUUUCCAUCGGGACUGGGACCGUCGCUUGCACGCGCGUCGUCGUCGCUGACCUCGCUCAGCCUGUCGCAUGUGACGUUUGGGGGUAGCAGCAGCGACGUGUUGCGACGGCUGACUGGGUUGGUUGAACUGAAUAUCACGAGUUGCGUCAACGCCGGAAGCGAUUUCGUCACGGUUCUGGCCCAGCUCACCCGCCUAACCCAUCUGGCUUAUGUAGAUGUGUAUAAUAGGAACCGUGUAGUCCACCAGUUGGCGGCGCUGUCCUCGCUCACCCGCCUCCGUAGCGCCAACUUUAGUCGCUACGACCUGGGCCGGGCGGAGGUUCUGGCCUGGGCCGCCUGGGGCCCCAGCCUGACUCGGCUGGUGAUGUCGUCCAAAUGGCAGGCGGCCUUGCAUGCCGUACCUCUCCUGCUGCCCAGCUUGACCUCCCUGGAGCAUUUGGACCUCUCACAUCACUGCUUGGACCGCCACAUGUGGCGAAUCAUCAGCGGCCGCAUGCCGCGACUGGCCUAUGCCCGAUUCAGCUGGGUCAACCUGGCGGCGGUGGAUGCAAACUCAGAUGGCAGUUCUGACGACGAGGAGGUCGAGAGCGUGGAGGAGGAUUCAGGAGAGGAGGAAGGGGAAGGUGGUGGUGGUGGUCAAGGAGUUGAUGAAGGAGCAGCGGCAGUAGCAGGGGGCGAGCUGGCGCCCCUCGAGACCCUCCGAGUGCUGCGGCUGGAUGGGCCCUGGGAAGGGGACGAAUGCAGCAUAAACCUCCUGGCAUUGCUGCCCCAGCUUGAGGAACUUCGCAUUUUGGACGACCCGGCGGCCCUGGCGGCCAUUGCUGAAGACGACCCCGGCGUGUACGACAGGCUGGGAUGCUGGACGAUCGCCGGCAGCAAGUUGCUGAAGGGGGGUGGGCAGCUUGACAGUGACGACGCCAUUGACGGCGGUGCCGAAUCGCUCCGACUGCUUUCUAUACCGUUAUCAUGGCUGCAGCACGUCCUUGUCGGAGCUGCCUUUCCCAAUCUUCGUACUCUGAAGGUGCACGCGGUACAGCCAGGCGAAGGCGACAGCGCUAGAGCGUUGCAGCGGGCGCACAGCCCACCAGCUCUGCUGGCGGAGGCACAGCUCCGCACAUCGUGGCGGGCCCUGGCGCGCCCCGGCGGCGGAGGCUCUGCCGCCGCUGCCGCCGCCGUCUGGGCGCCCAAUCUCACAGAGCUGGAGGUUCCGCGCGACCUUGACGCGGUGGCGCUGGCGCCGCUAUGCCAUGGUGUACGGCACCUGCGCAUCUCGCAGUCGUACGGCGAUGGCCUGCUGACGUUGAUGGAGGUCGCCGUUGGUCCGGACCGACCGUUGCCACGGCUCCAGGAGGUGACGCUGGCAGGCAGCCUGCGGAGUGGCAUCAUGGAGGCGGAGGUCUACCUUCGCGCGCUGCUGCAGGUCUUGGCGGAGCGUGGUGUCCGCCGUGUGCAUGUGACCCUGGCCGUCGCCAUCACCGUUGCCGGCGAGCGGAGGGCACGGAGUCGCCGAUUCAUGAAGGUGGCGGUCUCUUGGCGUGGCGUGGCCUUGCGCAUUGCGCAGUGGCACCUAAUAUGGACAGUGACGGGUUGGUCCCGCAUUUUUUCCUUGGAGGACUCUCUGACAAGAUGGGAUGGUCAGAACCUGUAUUACUGCAGCAGCGUGCCAUGCGCGCCUGUGUGCGCCGUACUGUUUUAA
This is a messenger RNA of Volvox carteri f. nagariensis, 2400 nucleotides long. RefSeq lists its product as uncharacterized. The transcript is spliced from 6 exons. NCBI's taxonomy places the organism in Eukaryota, Viridiplantae, Chlorophyta, Chlorophyceae, Chlamydomonadales, Volvocaceae. Gene Ontology annotation, cellular component: SCF ubiquitin ligase complex. The record is from RefSeq and is a predicted model, not a curated record. The coding region runs from base 1 to 2400 and encodes 799 amino acids. Gene Ontology annotation, biological process: SCF-dependent proteasomal ubiquitin-dependent protein catabolic process.